UCCUGUGGGCUGAGCCUGACCUGCUUGGUCAUCUCUUUUCUGCGCUUCAAGGGAAAGGCGAGAUCGUGCACAAGGGACACCCCGGACCCCACCGGCGUCUGUCCCCUCCGGCUGGCUGAGGAAGGGUGCCAUGGAACCUCUCCACCUGUUUCUCCUGCUGCUGGUCACAGAGUUGUCCCAAGCCCUCAACACCACGGUGCUGCAGGCUGUGGCCGGCCAGUCCCUACGCGUGUCAUGUACUUAUGACACCUUUAAGCACUGGGGGCGACGUAAGGCCUGGUGUCGCCAGCUGCAUGAGGAGGGCCCGUGCCAGCGCGUGGUGAGCACACACAGUGUGUGGGUGCUGGCCUUCCUGAGGGUACGGAACGGGAGCACGGUUAUCACAGAUGACACCCUUGCUGGGACCCUCACCAUCACUCUGCGGAACCUCCAAGCCAGUGACACGGGGCUCUACCAGUGCCAGAGCCUCCGAGGCGGAGAGGCUGAUGUCCUCCGGAAGGUCCUGGUGGAGGUGCUGGCAGACCCUUUAGAUGACCAAGAUGCUGGAGAUCUCUGGGUCCCUGAGGAAGCGGGGAGUUUUGAGGGGGUCCAAGUGGAACACAGUACUUCCAGGAGCCAGUCAGGAGAGAUCUCCUUCCCACCUACUUCCCUUCUUCUCCUCCUGGCUUGUAUCCUCUUCAGCAAGCUUCUUACAGCCAGCAUUCUCUGGGCUGUGGCCAGGAGAAGACAGAAGUUGCAGACACCUGUGGCCAGUGAGCUGGACUGUGGCCAUGCUGCUGGGCACCAGCUUCAGAUCUUGACUGGACCGAGAGCUACGUGAGAGAGCUCCAAGUGGGAGGAGAAGCCCAGCUGAAGUCCACCCGGGAGCCAUCCCAGCUUUCACACUCUCCCCUCCUUCUCACCAAGACUUCUGUUUCUGCUACUUUUGCUUCAGAGGCCAACUCUGCCUAAAGCCCACAUUUCCUGGAAGCAGGAAUACUGGUGUGUACAUAUGUGUUGAGUAGGGACGAGAGCUAGGUGGUCACUAUCUAGCUCCAGAUGGCCAACUUCUGCACUUUGAACAUUAAACACUCUCACAUACCCAUUUUUUUCUAGAUGGUUCUGUGCCUCAUAAAGCAUAGUCUCAGUGAUGGGACUAAUGGUUUUAUGCAUGCUAGGCAUGAGCUUACCACUGAGAUAAUUCUAGAAGCCCCUGCCUAGGGAAUGGUGUUGCCCACAGUGGGCUGGGUCUUCCCACAUCAAUCAGCUUGUAAUCUAGACAACCCCCUUAGACAUGCCCGCAGGCCAACUUCAUCUAGACAACCCCUCUUUGAGACUUUGGUGAUUCUGGAUUGUGCAAGAUGACAAUUAAAACU
This is a messenger RNA of Psammomys obesus (fat sand rat), 1355 nucleotides long. It is a transcript of the gene Trem2, whose product is annotated as triggering receptor expressed on myeloid cells 2. Gene Ontology annotation, molecular function: signaling receptor activity. Gene Ontology annotation, cellular component: cell surface. The transcript is spliced from 5 exons. Bases 131 to 820 code for a protein of 229 amino acids. Lineage: Eukaryota; Metazoa; Chordata; Mammalia; Rodentia; Muridae. The record is from RefSeq and is a predicted model, not a curated record.